AUGAAAAGUCUACACCGCAUCUUAAAAUGCCAGUCUCACUUUCUGAAAGCCAUAAUUUUUACGUUUCUAAUUUCAGCCAAUGCGUCACUGAUACCACUAAGUGCGGAAGAAUUCAUGGAGCCUGGAUAUCAUUGUAAAAAAAAAAUAUAUUCAUUCAGGGUAAUUGAAGAGACUCGUGAAGCAGCUUGUCAUGGGCUCAUAUCAAUCUACGAAACUGCCAGGCGUCCUCGCGUUUACAUUCAUAACAAUAAUUUCGAAGAUUAUAUAUACGAAUGGUCUAUACCUGUAUCUAAAUCUAGAGAUUCUGAAGGUAGUAAAAGAAGAUUUAUUGAAAAAAUUUCUUUUGAUAAUAGAUGUGAACUCAAAGAUGUGCUUUACUACAACGGUUCAACAUAUCAAUAUGAGCCGUGUAAAAAAGUACCCGAUGUUUCAACAAGUACAAGCUCUGAGGUGGAAAAAGUCCCGGCUGACUCUCUCGUUCAUUGCGGAUCGUUAUCUUGGAAAAUUGAAGAAAUUCAAUUGGGCACAAAUAGUCAUUUAUCGAAAUUCUUGAAAGGUCGUUUUGAGGUCAAGAACACAUCUAGUCUAGCCGAUGGUCCAUGGUUGAGAAGCAUUUUGCGAAAACGGAUAACAAUUAGGAAAAUCACACAACUAGUCCCCUACGAAGUCAUAGUAAACAAUCAGAAUGAAGUUCGUGGCGUAAUCGUUACCCAUCACAUAAGCAACAAAGAAACCACAGCUCACGAUUCCAAUCAAACUCAGAGUGAUCUGCUAACUCCGAUAUCGACUUGGAAAAAGGAUGAGAUCAGGCUCGUGUGCUUAUUUGACAAAACAUUUCCACUCCUUUCUCCCGCACUAAUAUCAAAUUCAUCGAGCCAGCGCAAGCGAAAGACUCGAGAAUAA
This is a messenger RNA of Blumeria graminis f. sp. triticale, 903 nucleotides long. NCBI's taxonomy places the organism in Eukaryota, Fungi, Ascomycota, Leotiomycetes, Helotiales, Erysiphaceae. The record is from the annotation of a GenBank genome assembly.